CUGUUAUUUACAGUUGAGCCUUAAACCCUACUACCAGGUGAAGAUCGAAGAAAACACGAGAUCGAAUGGAAAAAGAUUUGUUGAAAAACGAAGAUGAACCAUGGAGGGCACUCGAAUUCUACAGUGGAAUAGGCGGAAUGAGGUAUUCGUUAAUGAAAGCCGGCGUGAACGCAGAAGUAGUAGAAGCAUUUGACAUCAACGAAAAAUCCAAUGAUGUUUAUCAGCACAAUUUUGGUCACCGUCCUUAUCAGGGUAAUAUUCAGAGCCUCACUGCAACUGAGCUGGACAGCUAUAAGGCACAAGCAUGGCUUCUUUCCCCUCCUUGACAACCAUACACUCGACAAGGACUCCAAAAGCAAUCUGGUGAUGCUCGAGCAUUUUCGUUUCUCAAACUUCUUGAACUUAUACCACAUAUUUCGCAACCUCCUGUUCUGUUAUUUAUGGAAAAUGUUGUUGGAUUUGAGACCUCAGAUACUCAUACAAAAAUGAUUGAGAUAUUGGGCAAGUCUAACUAUGUUACGCAGGAGUUUAUCUUGAGCCCACUACAGUUUGGUGUGCCUUAUUCCAGGCCACGUUAUUUUUGUCUGGCAAAAAGAAAACCUUUCUCCUUUAGGUGCCAACUCUCUAAUAACCAACUCCUAUGGUCUCCAGGCCCAUUGCAUGGGCAGGAUGAUAUUACUGUGAUCAACAAACAUGAUCAAUCUGAAGAGAGCUGGGAUAAGUUGCUCCAAUCUUGUGACCCUGUAGAAAGGUUUCUUGAAUUCAAAAGCCCAAGCCACCAAAUAAAUACAGAAACUGAUUUCUUGGAAACUAACAACGUUGCUACAGAUAGUUUUGGAGCUUCAGAGAAAAUUGCUGAAGCAAAUGAAUAUGAGUCUAUGGACCAGUAUCUUGUUCCACUAAGCUUGAUAGAGAGGUGGGGAAGUGCUAUGGAUAUUGUCUAUCCAGACUCAAAACGGUGUUGUUGUUUUACAAAGAGCUAUUAUCGAUAUGUCAAAGGUACUGGUUCUCUUUUGGCAACUAUCCAGCCAAAGAAGAAGGGGAAAACAACUUCUCUGAAGGAGCAAUGCCUUAGAUAUUUUACCCCCAGGGAGGUUGCUAAUUUGCACUCUUUCCCGGAGGAUUUUCAGUUCCCACAGCACAUAAGCCUUAGACAACGUUAUGCAUUGCUGGGAAAUGGUUUAAGUAUAGCAGUGGUCGCUCCCUUACUCCAGUAUCUGUUUGCUCAGCCGUCAUGAUAUUCAUUUAAAGACUCUAUUUUACAAAUGCCAGAUGUCUCCAUGUGAAGUCGCGCACAAAUUACCAGUUUUUGCAGGGUUGAUGAGUUGAGAUAACUAGCUUAUAAGUGUGAAAAUUUGAUGAGUUCGAAUAACUAGCUUAGAAAUGUCUCAACUUUGCUAGCCCUUAUGGCUGAGCCAUGGCCCUUAUAGUUAAGCCGGGGUGUGAGAGGCUUGGAUCAAGGCGGAUUGAGCUGCUAUAAUGAGCAGGAAGUUGGAUUUUCAACAAGCAGUCCAGUUGUUGUAUCUAAUUUGUAAACGUGCUACACUUCUUAGAAACGGCAGAGAAAAUUGUGUUGAGGGAAAUAUAGAAGGUUCUAAUACAUCAUCAUUUCUACAGGUCCUUAAGUGCUAAUUAAUGUCAUUUUAUUCUUUAAACAUUUCAGAGAACUGGCAGGAUAGAAUUUGUAACCCAUUGACCAUCUAACCAAUGACUUCGCUGGCAACCGCCAUUUGCAAUCGCGUUCAG
This is a messenger RNA of Pistacia vera, 1746 nucleotides long. RefSeq names its product tRNA (cytosine(38)-C(5))-methyltransferase 2-like. The record is from RefSeq and is a predicted model, not a curated record. The transcript has 10 exons. NCBI's taxonomy places the organism in Eukaryota, Viridiplantae, Streptophyta, Magnoliopsida, Sapindales, Anacardiaceae. Gene Ontology annotation, molecular function: methyltransferase activity.